UAAUAAGAAGUACAGAACCAGAAGCUGGAGUCUGCAGACUGUUAUCUAAAUCCUUCGGUUUUAACACUAAAAAGUCAUAACAUGGUGGUGAAGGUGUAUGGGCCUCUGUACGCCGCCCCAAAGCGUGUUUUGGUAUGCCUUGUUGAGAAAGAGGUUGACUUUGAGACAGUCCCCAUUGAUCUUCUCAAGGGAGAGAACAAACACCCCGAUUUCCUCAAGUUACAGCCAUUUGGAACAGUUCCUCUCAUUGAAGAUGGGGAUUAUACUCUAUAUGAAUCACGCGCAAUCAUGAGGUACUAUGCAGAAAAAUAUAAGUCACAAGGGACUGAUUUGCUGGGAAAGACAAUUGAGGAAAGAGGGCUUGUGGAACAAUGGCUGGAAGUUGAAGCACACAACUUCCAACCACCAAUCUACAACUUGGUCGUUCACAUUCUCUUUACCCCAGUUUUGGGUUUUCCUUCAGACCCCAAGAUCUUACAAGAGAGUGAAGAAAAGCUGGGAAAAGUGCUGGACAUUUACGAGGAGCAGCUGUCGAAGAGCAAGUACUUGGCCGGUGAUUUCUUCAGCCUUGCUGAUCUUAGCCACCUUCCAUUCACUCACUUCUUGGUGGCUAAUAUGGGGAAGGAGUAUAUGAUCAGGGACAGAAAGCAUGUCUCUGCAUGGUGGGAUGACAUUAGCAACAGACCAUCUUGGAAGAGGGUCCUACAGUUUGGCGACCCAUUUUAAGGUCGAUGUACCCUUGGAAGAAAAUUUGUGUACUAUGGGUGUGUACAAUUAUUUUUCUUGCAAUGAUAACGUGUUGUGUAUGAAAAAUUAUUGUGAGAAGAACGUUAAAUUCUUGCGUAAUGUUAUAUUCUCUUGUAGUUUAUAAAACUAUUGUACCCUGGAGUUGGGCAAAAAACAAAAUCAGAACAGCUUGUUGGAAUAAUGUGCUAUCUCCUUGAUCAUUUGCUUUAUGUCGUGGCUUGUGAGAUGUUUUUUAUUUCUCUGUAAGACUCACAUUCGACCUUCCAUUUGCUGAUUGGCUGAUCUUUGAUCGUUUUUCUGCUUCAUCUUCCUUCUAUUUUUCUGUUUCUGUAGUCCUCAUCUCUGAUGCCCGCACUUGUGAACUACAGGG
Messenger RNA from Pyrus x bretschneideri (Chinese white pear), 1117 nucleotides. RefSeq names its product glutathione S-transferase F9. Gene Ontology annotation, molecular function: glutathione transferase activity; glutathione binding. Lineage: Eukaryota; Viridiplantae; Streptophyta; Magnoliopsida; Rosales; Rosaceae. The coding region runs from base 82 to 726 and encodes 214 amino acids. Gene Ontology annotation, cellular component: cytoplasm. The record is from RefSeq and is a predicted model, not a curated record. The transcript is spliced from 3 exons.